Molecule: messenger RNA, 3906 nt
Organism: Globicephala melas (long-finned pilot whale)
Lineage: Eukaryota; Metazoa; Chordata; Mammalia; Artiodactyla; Delphinidae
Gene: INSRR
Product: insulin receptor related receptor
Biological process (GO): multicellular organism development; cell surface receptor protein tyrosine kinase signaling pathway; protein autophosphorylation
Cellular component (GO): insulin receptor complex; axon; plasma membrane
Molecular function (GO): insulin receptor activity; phosphatidylinositol 3-kinase binding; ATP binding
Source: RefSeq, a predicted model, not a curated record
AUGGCAGUGGCCAGUCUGCGGCCAUGGGUGGCCUGCCUGCUUGCGAUCCUCCUCUCCUUGGGAUUUAGCCUGGACACUCGCGAGGUGUGCCCCAGCCUGGACAUCCGCUCAGAGGUGGCAGAGCUGCGUCGACUGGAAAACUGCAGCGUGGUGGAGGGCCACCUGCAGAUCCUGCUCAUGUUCACGGCCACCGGCGAGGACUUCCGUGGCCUCAGCUUCCCACGCCUCACUCAGGUCACCGACUACCUGCUGCUCUUCCGUGUCUAUGGCCUGGAGAGCCUGCGUGACCUCUUCCCCAACCUAGCGGUCAUCCGCGGUGCCCGCCUCUUCCUGGGCUACGCGCUGGUCAUCUUCGAGAUGCCGCACCUGCGGGACGUGGGGCUGCCAGCGCUGGGGGCCGUGCUGAGUGGGGCCGUGCGCGUGGAGAAGAACCAGGAGCUCUGCCACCUCUCCACCAUUGACUGGGGCCUGCUGCAGCCUUCACCUGGCGCCAACCAUAUUGUGGGCAACAAGCUGGGCGAGGAGUGUGCCGACGUGUGCCCUGGUGUGCUGGGCGCCACUGGCAAGCCCUGUGCCAGGACCACCUUCAGCGGGCACACCGACUACAGGUGCUGGACCUCCAGCCACUGCCAGAGAGUGUGCCCCUGUCCCCGUGGGCUGGCCUGCACAGUUAGGGGUGAGUGCUGCCACACUGAAUGCCUGGGAGGCUGCAGCCGGCCAGAAGACCCCCAUGCCUGCGUCGCCUGCCGCCACCUCUACUUCCAGGGUGCCUGCCAUAGGGCGUGCCCUCCAGGCACCUACCAGCAUGAGUCCUGGCGCUGCGUCACGGCCGAGCACUGUGCCAGCCUGCGCUCUGUGCCUGGCCGCGCCUCCACCUUUGGCAUCCACCAGGGUAGUUGCCUGGCCCAGUGCCCUCCAGGCUUCACCCGUAAUGACAGCAGCAUAUUCUGCCACAAAUGCGAGGGGCUAUGCCCCAAAGAGUGCAAAGUGGGCACCAAGACCAUCGACUCUGUCCAGGCAGCACAGGAUCUGGUGGGCUGCACCCACGUGGAAGGGAGCCUCAUCCUCAAUCUUCGUCAAGGCUAUAACCUGGAGCUGGAGCUGCAGCGCAGCCUGGGACUGGUAGAGACCAUCACUGGCUUCCUCAAAAUCAAGCACUCCUUUGCCCUCGUGUCCCUAGGCUUUUUCAAGAACCUCAAACUAAUCCGGGGGGACACCAUGGUGGAUGGGAACUACACUCUGUACGUGCUGGACAACCAGAACCUGCAGCAGCUGGGCUCCUGGGUGGCUGCGGGGCUCACCAUUCCCGUGGGCAAGAUAUACUUCGCCUUCAACCCACGCCUCUGCUUGGAACACAUCUACCGCUUGGAGGAGGUGACUGGCACGAAGGGACGGCAAAACAAGGCAGAGAUCAAUCCCCGCACCAACGGAGACCGAGCUGCCUGCCAGACACGCACCCUGCGCUUCGUGUCCAACGUGACGGAGGCCGACCGUAUCUUGCUGCGCUGGGAGCGCUUCGAGCCGCUGGAGGCUCGCGACCUACUCAGCUUCAUCGUGUACUACAAGGAGUCCCCAUUCCAGAAUGCCACAGAGCAUGUAGGUCCAGAUGCAUGUGGGGCCCAGAGCUGGAACCUACUGGACGUGGAACUGCCCCUAAGCCGCACCCAGGAGCCAGGUGUGACCCUAGCCCCGCUGAAGCCCUGGACACAGUACGCAGUGUUUGUGCGGGCCAUCACGCUGACCACUGAAGAGGACAGCCCCCACCAAGGAGCCCAAAGCCCCAUCAUCUACCUCCGAACCUUACCUGCAGCACCCACAGUGCCCCAGGACGUCAUCUCCACGUCCAAUUCCUCCUCCCACCUGCUGGUGCGCUGGAAGCCACCGACCCAGCGCAACGGAAACAUCACCUACUACCUGGUGCUGUGGCAACGCCUGGCAGAGGACAGCGACCUCUACCUCAAUGACUACUGCCACCGCGGCUUGCGGCUGCCCACCAGCAACAACGAGCCCCGCUUCGACCGCGAAGACGGGGAGCUCGAGGCCGACAGGGAGCCUGGCUGCUGCCCUUGCCAGCACCCACCUCCUGGGCAGGUCCUGCCACCGCUGGAGGCACAGGAGGCCUCCUUCCAGAAGAAGUUUGAAAACUUUCUACACAACGCCAUCACCAUCCCCAAAUCCCCUUGGAAGGUGACGUCCAUCAAUAAGAGCCCUCAAAGGGACUCAGGGAGGCACCGCCGGGCAGCCGGCGCUCUCCGGCUUGGGGGGAACAGCUCGGAUUUCGAGAUCCAGGAGGACAAAGUGCCCCGGGAGCGGGCGGUGCUGAAGGGCCUGCGCCACUUCACAGAGUACCGGAUCGACAUCCAUGCCUGCAACCACGCGGCGCACACUGUGGGCUGCAGCGCUGCCACCUUCGUCUUUGCACGUACCAUGCCCCACAGAGAGGCUGAUGGCAUCCCAGGGAAGGUGGCCUGGGAGGCAGCCAGUAAGAGCAGUGUUCUCCUACGCUGGCUUGAGCCACCAGACCCCAACGGACUCAUUCUCAAGUACGAAAUCAAGUACCGCCGCUUGGGAGAGGAGGCCACAGUGCUGUGUGUGUCCCGCCUGCGAUAUGCCAAGUUUGGGGGCGUCCACCUGGCCCUGCUGCCUCCUGGAAACUACUCGGCCAGAGUUCGGGCAACCUCACUGGCUGGCAAUGGCUCCUGGACAGACGGUGUCGCUUUUUACAUCCCUGGCCCAGAGGAGGAAGACUCCGGGGGGCUGCACGUCCUUCUCACUGUCACCCCCGUGGGCCUCAUGCUGCUCAGCAUUCUUGCUGCCCUCGGUUUCUUCUACAGCAAGAAGAGAAACAGCACGCUGUAUACCUCUGUGAAUCCGGAGUACUUCAGUGCCUCUCAUAUGUACAUCCCUGAUGAGUGGGAGGUGCCUCGGGAGCAGAUCUCCAUAAUCCGGGAACUGGGCCAGGGCUCUUUUGGGAUGGUAUACGAGGGGCUGGCACAAGGACUUGAGGUUGGAGAGGAGCUCACGCCCGUGGCCCUGAAGACGGUGAAUGAGCUGGCCAGCCCACGAGAACGCAUUGAGUUCCUCAAGGAAGCCUCUGUCAUGAAGGCAUUCAAGUGUCACCAUGUGGUACGUCUCCUGGGUGUGGUGUCUCAGGGCCAGCCAACUCUGGUCAUCAUGGAGUUAAUGACCCGGGGGGACCUCAAGAGCCAUCUUCGAUCUUUGCGGCCUGAGGCAGAGAACAACCCUGGGCUCCCUCGGCCAGCACUGGGAGAUAUGAUCCAGAUGGCUGGUGAGAUCGCGGACGGCAUGGCCUACCUCGCUGCCAACAAGUUUGUGCACCGAGACCUGGCGGCCCGAAACUGCAUGGUGUCCCAGGACUUCACCGUCAAGAUCGGGGACUUCGGGAUGACUCGAGAUGUGUAUGAGACAGACUAUUACCGCAAGGGCGGGAAGGGGCUGCUGCCUGUGCGCUGGAUGGCCCCUGAGUCCCUCAAAGAUGGAAUCUUCACCACCCACUCGGAUGUCUGGUCAUUUGGCGUGGUGCUCUGGGAGAUUGUGACCCUGGCUGAACAACCCUACCAGGGCCUAUCCAAUGAGCAGGUGCUCAAGUUCGUCAUGGAUGGCGGGGUCCUAGAGGAGCUGGAGAGCUGUCCCGUUCAGCUGCAGGAGCUGAUGCACCGCUGCUGGCAGCAGAACCCACGCCUGCGCCCAACUUUUACCCACAUCCUGGACAGCAUACAGGAAGAGCUGCGGCCCUCAUUCCGCCUCCUUUCCUUCUAUUACAGCCCAGAGUGCCGGGGGGCCCGGGCCUCGCUGCUGCCCACAGAUGCAGAGCCCGACUCCCCGCCAGCCCCUAAAGGGGCUUCCUCAGACUUCAGCCCCCAAAAUGGGGGUCCAGGGCACUGA